AGUCGGGGUUAUAGCAACGGAAAAGCCCAUCACCAGAAACAACGGGACGGCGGAGAGCGGAACGGUGUCUGCGUCAGUGAGUAAUAUCAACUGAACUUCACUUAAAAUGAGCCCCUGCUGGUCUGAAGUUGUGCUAUUUCACGAUCUUUCUACAGGGUGGUCUAGCACAGCCCAAUUCUCAACGGUACACACCAACACACACCCAGUACAGGCAGGAGGAUGGCAAUUAAUGUCUACUCCACCUCUAUGAGCAUAGAGAACCUGAGUCGCCAUGACAUGUUGGCAUGGGUCAACGACUCUCUACAGCUCACCUACACAAAGAUUGAGCAGCUCUGUACAGGCACUGCUUACUGCCAGUUCAUGGACAUACUGUUUCCAGGAUGCAUAUUGCUGAAGAAAGUCAAGUUCUUUGCUAAACUGGAGCAUGAAUACAUCCAUAAUUUCAAGGUCUUACAGGCUGCAUUCAAGAGAAUGAAUGUGGACAAGAUCAUCCCUGUGGAGAGACUGGUGAAGGGAAAAUUCCAGGACAACUUUGAGUUCCUUCAGUGGUUUAAAAAGUUUUUUGAUGCGAACCACGAAAGGAAAGAAUACGACCCUCUACUAUCACGGCAGGGCCAGGAGGGAACGCCACCUCCACCUAACCCAGGCCCUAUGAGAACAUCUCCCACAGCACCGAAGAAUGUCCCCACUCCACACAGGCAGAUCAACGUAGCCCGCAGGACAACUCCUGUGACACGUAAUGGAGAGGAUGCUGACCUCACAGAGCUCAACCAGCAGGUGUUGGAUCUAAAGCUGACUGUAGAUGGACUGGAGAAGGAGAGAGACUUCUACUUUGGAAAGCUGAGAGACAUUGAGCUCAUCUGCCAGGAGAGCGAAAAUGAAAACAGCCCAGUCCUCAACAAAAUCAUAGACAUACUGUACGCUACAGAGGAGGGAUUCGCACCACCAGAAGAUGAAGAAAUUGAUGAGGGAGCACGAGGAGACCAGGAGGAGUACUAAACUCUCCCACCUCUCAUCCCUUCAGCUCACCGUUAUUGUCAUUUCUGUCCCUUUUUAUUUCCCCUCUUAAUUUGCUUUGUACAAACUCUCCGUACUUCUUCCACCUUGUCUUGGGCUGCCCAUAUCCAUGAUGACUUUGUUGUAAAGCCUAGUUUUUCAAACUCUUACUUGCAAAGGACACUUAACCCAGACCUGUCUGGACUAGGACCCAGCAGCCUGGCUUGGCUGACUAAACUAACGGGGAGGGGAAAGCUGCAGGGUUAAUUUAGCCUGCUAGUCUGUCAGAGGUUUAUGGUUAACAACAAUGAGAUUACAUGGAUGCAGCACUGGAACCCACAGUGCUGUGAAUGUGUCUGUCUGAGGAGUCAGGUCACUUUGUCUUACUAAACACUCUAACCGGUGACCACACAGAGAUAAACACACAUGCAUCAGGGUUCUCUGUAUUGUUUAUAUAUGAAACCACACAAUGUUUUCCACACAAUGUGAUCAGCUUUAAAAUAUUUUGGCUGGACAUUUCUCAAACUGAGAUUAUAAAAGAUGUUAAGCUUCUUAGGAGAGGAGGCCUACACAUGGAUAUAUUUUGGUCAUGUUGCAAAUGAUGACACAUGUGAAGCGCGCGGACAUAUCACAGACUUUGAAUUGCUCACAUGUACAUGCAUAAAGAAGUCAUUGUUCCAAGGUAAAAACAUCACAGCUAUGUUCCCAUUCAAAAAGUUGUCCCACCAGAGAGGGUUUGCUUAUGAACCUAUCUUGACAGCUUGUUUAGGAGACAGCAUGGUGUAUUUAUGUUUUAUUUAUUUAUCUUUUUUUUAGUCUGCGCUACACAGUUUCUUAAAAACAUGUGAGUUUUGAUUUUGGGGAAAUUGAAGGUCUUGCACUAAAUGUAGCGAAACAAACUGAAUGAAAUGAUCCAAAAUGCCAACUUGCAGUGACUGGCUGCAGCCAGAAAGAUACAGGAAGAUGCAAUUUUAUAUUUUGUAGAUUUGUUUUAAAGAAGUUUGUUUUUUAUUUGCAUUGAAUUCCACAAUGGCCAAGUCAGAGGCAUUAGUAUAAAACGUAUUUAUCAGACCAAUGUCAGGCUUUGAAUUCUAUGAAUGAACAAGUGUAAAAAACAAAAAAUAAGACUACAGACAGACACUACUAAAUACUAAUGUUUGACUGUUUUGAGUUGAACAUUUUAGCUGCUACCGUUACUCUUCUGUUUCCGUAUUUAAUUGAGCUUUCAUAUGUUGCAUAGCGUUGAAAUGCCACAGUGGCUGCCAAGGAACAAAAAGCUUUGUUUAUUGUAAUUAUUAGUAGUUGGUUCAGUCUGAGAGAAGAAAACAUCAUAGACUCUUGCACUGUCUGAUGCCAUGGCAGCCAUGUGAUACACUUACAUCAUUUGGACUUACUGCUGGAAUGAAAUAAAGCUCUGAGAUUCAAGAAAA
Messenger RNA from Acanthochromis polyacanthus (spiny chromis), 2426 nucleotides. RefSeq names its product microtubule-associated protein RP/EB family member 3-like. Gene Ontology annotation, biological process: protein localization to microtubule plus-end; spindle assembly; regulation of microtubule polymerization or depolymerization. Gene Ontology annotation, molecular function: microtubule plus-end binding. The record is from RefSeq and is a predicted model, not a curated record. Gene Ontology annotation, cellular component: microtubule plus-end; microtubule organizing center; spindle midzone. The transcript has 8 exons. The coding region runs from base 220 to 999 and encodes 259 amino acids. NCBI's taxonomy places the organism in Eukaryota, Metazoa, Chordata, Actinopteri, Pomacentridae.